Thalassophryne amazonica is the source of this 4678-nucleotide messenger RNA. Its product is annotated as gastrula zinc finger protein XlCGF57.1-like. Gene Ontology annotation, molecular function: RNA polymerase II cis-regulatory region sequence-specific DNA binding; DNA-binding transcription factor activity, RNA polymerase II-specific. Gene Ontology annotation, biological process: regulation of transcription by RNA polymerase II. Bases 71 to 1534 code for a protein of 487 amino acids. The record is from RefSeq and is a predicted model, not a curated record. NCBI's taxonomy places the organism in Eukaryota, Metazoa, Chordata, Actinopteri, Batrachoidiformes, Batrachoididae. The transcript has 2 exons. Gene Ontology annotation, cellular component: nucleus.
AAGAAGAAGAAAAAGGAGACGCAGAAGAAGAAGAAGCAGUUAAAGGCUAUAGGCCUUGUUGGAGGAAGACAUGCUGCAGCUGUUCAUGAGCAAAAGGGAAAUGCUGCAAGAAGAGCAGGAGUUGAUUCUGAGUGUUGACCAGAAAGACAUUAAAGAAGAACAAGAGACAAUCUGGCCAAGUCCAGAGGGACAGCAGCUUCACUGGCUGGAGGAUGCAGAUAUCACUGAGUUGCCUUUCACUGCGGUUCCUGUGAAGAUUGAAAAUGAAGACCAUACGCAAACCUUACUUGCUCAUCAAACGGAAAUGGAGGAGAACACAGGAUCUGAGCCUCUGGCCAGCAACUCAACUGCACACAGAACAUUGACAGCAGACGCUGAUGAAGAGGACUAUAGAGGACCACAAUCUGCCAGCAUUUGGGGCCCAUAUCGUUAUUUACAGCCAGAUACUAAUGGUGGAAUUUCAGACAGUUCUGAAGCUGAAACUGACGAUAGUUAUGAAUGGGAACCAGGCACAGAACAUUGGUCAGGUUUAAACUGUGAGGAAAAGAUUGAAAGCAUGACUAACACAGCAAGGAAACAGUUUCAUUGCUCUAAAUGUGGAGAAGCAUUUCGUCACGUGAACUAUGCAGAGCAACAAAAUAGAAUUCAAGAAAGUGAAAAAUUCUUUAGCUGUGCAGAGUGUGAUAAAAGGUGGAGACAAAAAGGCAGUCUGACCACACAAGCAGGAAGUCAUACAGGAGAGAAAAUGUUUGUCUGCUCUGAAUGUGGUAAAACAUUUGGGCUAAAGGGCAAUCUGAAUACACACAUGAGAAUUCAUACUGGAGAGAAACCAUUUGCCUGUUCCGAGUGUGACAAACGUUUUGGAAAAAAGAGUGUCCUGAACAUACACAUGAGAACUCAUACGGGCAACAAACCAUUUUGUUGUUGUGUGUGUGGUGAAAGAUUUGGACAGAAAUGUAGCUUGAAUACACACAUGAGAAUUCAUACAGGAGAGAAGCCAUUUGGCUGUCCUGAGUGUGGUAAAAAAUUUGGACAAAAGUGCCACCUGAACACUCACAUUGUAAUUCAUACAGGCAAGAAGCCAUUUGGAUGUUCUUUGUGUGGUAAAAGAUUUGCAGUGAAAAGUGAUUUAAAUAGACACAUGAGAAUUCAUUCUGGAGAGAAACCAUUUAGUUGUUCUGAGUGUGAUAGAAGAUUUGGGGAAAAAAGUGAUUUAAAUAGACAUAUGAGAAUUCAUACAGGAGAGAAACCAUUUUGUUGCUCUGUGUGUGGUGACAGAUUUGGGGAAAAAGGCAUUCUGACCAUACACAUGAGAAGUCAUACAGGAGAAAAACCAUUUGUUUGUUCAGAGUGUGGUAAACGAUUUGGAGUCAAGAGCAAUCUCAAUAGACAUGUGCGAGCGCAUACAGGAGAGAAACCAUUUCAUUGUUCUGAGUGUGGUAAAAGAUUUGGAGAAAAAAGUGAUCUGAACAGACACAUGAAAAUUCAUACAGGAGAGAAGGAGGGGUGGUUUGGAAGUCCUACUGCACGCUAACCUCGAGUGUCCUCGGUCCCCACUGCAAAGGGAUUUACCAGGAGAGAUCCUGGUAUGAGGACAUUUAAACAAAAAGGAACCCCAGCUAAAAACUCUACAAUUAAAAAUGAAAAAGUCUAACAAGGAUAAAUUAUAUUGGCCAGGUGUCGUCCAGGAUAAAAAGGUCCCCAAAUCAUGCCUAGGCGCCACGGUGUGUGGAGAGAGCAAUGGUGCAACUUCUUCCAGUGCUGCGGGGAGACAUCUCUCCUGUGGCAGCACUCAGCUGGUAAUUCACCAGAUCAGCAUAGUUCUGAUCCUGGACCCCAGCAACAACAGCAUCAAAGGACCAAACAAAACUACACUAUUGUAAACUGGAGCAUUGAGAAGAAGAAAAAGAUCUUCCACUGCUUUCCUUACUCAAGGCAUGAGAAGUGGAGCAGGAGGACAAAGGCACCAUUUUUGGAAAAUUGAGGGGAUGGUCACCAUCUUGAAGAGAGCCCUCAGAUACAAUGCCAGCAAUGUUUAAGGUGAAACUACAAACUUGGGUCUGGGGCCCAUUGCAUUCUAUUACAAAGAAAUCAAAGAGAAAUGAGGGGAAAAAAGAGAGAAUCAUGAAAUAUCAAGACUUUAAAAAUGACCGAACAAAAUGAUCAUUGAAAGAAGUAGAUAUAAUACCAGUUGUGGUGGUGGCGACAGGGCUUAUGAAGAAAUACCUUGAGGUAAUCCCUGGUCACCCAAGUGCCCAAGAGGUGCAAUUAAUGGAAUGGUGACCAUCUUGAAGACAGUCCUCGGCUGUAGUGCCAGCAAUGUUUAGGGUGCAACAAUAGUUGCAACUAUUGCAUUCUGUUAAAAAGAAAUGCAAGAGAAUUGAAAAAAGAGAACACAUACGGCUCUUUGACCUAGGCUGAAUCUCAAAUUGCCCUGUACCACCAGAGGAUCACACAGAUGGGAUAUUAUAGGAUUGGGAUGGCCCAUUGUGACAUAUCAACGAUAAUGCCAUGUGGCUUACUAUUGUGGGUUUGGGAUGUAUUUUCUGUGAUCUAUGAAGUUGUUGAUCCUUAGACAUAUGAUGCUCAAAGGCAGUUCUUCUAAAUUGUUAUCACUGGUUAUUGGCCUUUGGUGGCUGGAAUUUCUGAGCUUGGUUGUGGUGGUAUGCCUCUGCAGCAUGAUUAGGAAUUUUUUCAGUCGGCUGAAGUCCGGUGUUCUUAUUCCAUAGAUAUAAAUUGAUCAACAUGAAUGUGUGGUCUGAACUGGGGUGGGAAAAAAACAUGCGAAACUGAAAAACCACAAUAUUUUGUGAAUAUCAAACCAGGACUUCCCUCAGAAAUUCAGAGCAUUAUAGUGUGGGAUGUCAGGGGGAGAAGAUCUAGCAUUUUGCAUUUUCAAAAAGUGUUCUGCAAACAUGGCACCAUUAAAAAAUGUUGUAGUAUACAUACACCAGGCCUGUAUGUGGCGCUGUAACACUCCCACAAAAAAUGGAGAGGACGACAUACACAUAACCGGUGUAAACCAGUCAUUGGCUGUUCUUAUCAACUCUGCGCUUAUAGACUUAUUGCAUAUUUAAUGCACAGUGUUUUCAUGUACUUUUAAAAACACGGCACUGUGUGUUGGUCCACUGGUUGCUCUCCACCUCGCACAUGAAGGGAAAUUAUGCGCAGUGUAACAGAAUCAAGUUUAACUAUUCAAAAAAUGCCUUUAUCAUGCUGAUUGUUAUUGGACUAGAUCAGAGUCUUCAUCUAUUCUUCAGCAGGGUGCACAGUGGAUUUAUCAAUGCGGCUUUUACAGAAAAGCUGCACUCCAUGGUCUAGUUCUUUUACAGGCUACAUUCACUUGGAUGUGCAACCUCUCGACUGACUCAGGAUUUCAACAACCGCCACCACUCAUGGUCAGAGAAAGCUCUGAAAAUCGUAACAAUGUGAUAAAUAAUUACCUGGGAAAACAGGGCAGGAACACCCUAAAUUUGAAAAUCUGCAUGGCAUCGCUAAGACCCAACAUGAUGGCACAGCAUAAUUAUGCCACUACAUAGGGAGAGCCCUGACACACCAUGGGUUGCAUACACUUUCCAAAAAAAAUGUGAGUUUUGCAACAUUGACUAUAAAUGAUUACAGCUCUUGGUGACAUUCUAUUGUACCUGCAUUAAUGGUAAAUGUCCACCAGGUGAAGAUAUUGCUCCAUUUCAAGAAACUUGAGUACAGGCUGAGAGACACGACAAUGACAAACCUGUUGCUUAUUGUAGUAGAUAUUGUCUUGUAUGGCUGCAGUUAGCGAAUGAUUUUGGAAUCCCGUAUUCCAUCGAUUGAGUAAUCAGAUAAAAAGUACUUUUGCAUUUUUAAACCGCAAUAUCAGUAGUACCAGGGCUUGUUGAUAAAAACUGAUCAAAUCAGAGUGAAGGCAUUUGUUGAAUAAAUUUGAUUCAGUUAAAGUACACGUCCAUUCGCUUCGUCUGCAAGGCAGAGAGCAGCCAGUGGACAAAAACAUAGCACUGUUUGUUUGUUUUUUCUUCAAAAUACACAAACACUGUUUCACUUUAAAUAUGCAGUAAGUCCAUUUCAGAUGAUCAGUGCAGACCCUUUUUCUCUUUUGCUUCUGCUGCUACAUUGAUUAGUUCCUUAUACCAGUUACGUGCAUGCUUGUAUGUUGUUUUCUUUUUCUUGAGUGUUACAGCACCAUAUACAAACCUGAUAUGUACAGUGUUUUCAGUGGUGCCAUGUUUAUGGAACACUUGGUUGACAGGAAUUAAAUGAAGCCUGAAGGCAAAGAAUUUGCCUGGGAACAUUUUGUACAACCAAAUUGAGUUAUUCGGGUAAUCAUUUCAUCCCUAUUGUCAUGUUUGUUUUUUUGUUUUUCAUUUAAAAUGUGAUUAUGCAAAACACAAUGUAAACUGCAGGAGGAAUGUUCAGGAUGUGGAAACUGUUGAUUCAUAAGGCAAGUACUGAGUAUUUAAAAUGAUGAUUUCCUUUUUUUUUAAAUUUGUCUUUAAACCUGUAUGCUGAAGCGUGGGGGAACAUACUAUGAUUUGAACUGGACCAUGACCUUGAAAUGGUGAUUGUUUUGUAUCAAAAUGUGAGGGAGAUGAACCAUUUUACACCCCUGUUUUGAACAUUGAUUUCAGAUCAAACUAAGGAUGAUAACUUCUACAUUUUGUAAUGAAUUCUUUGAAAAAAA